Molecule: messenger RNA, 4554 nt
Organism: Capra hircus (goat)
Lineage: Eukaryota; Metazoa; Chordata; Mammalia; Artiodactyla; Bovidae
Gene: GJA5
Product: gap junction protein alpha 5
Exons: 2
Coding region: 821-1900 (359 amino acids)
Biological process (GO): cell communication
Cellular component (GO): connexin complex
Source: RefSeq, a predicted model, not a curated record
UUUUUUUUUUUUCCUUUAGGACUGGUUGAUUAAAGGCUUAAGCCAUAAGAACAUUUAUUGCUCAUCAAGUAAAAAUUCUGGACAUAGAAGAGUCAAGAGUUGAUUCAGAAGCCUUGGGGCACCGGUUGCAUUUCUGAGAUUCCCUGGGCAGCUUCAGGCAUCUUGACUCACACAACCUGUCCACAGGCAGUCGUGGGGGUGAAGAGGACUUCAAAGGAGGCUCUCUCUGUUUACUGGGGGAUGGAAAACAUUUUCUAGAGCACUCCCUCCAAGUUAGACCCUCCCCCGCCUCACCUCACAGAGCAGAACUAACUGCAGUGAAGGCUGAGAAAGUGGUAGCUGACCUUCUUAUCCUGCUAAUGGUUUGCCAUGAGUAGGAAACAUCAGCGCCUGCCACCCCCUCCUUCAUUCAUUCAACUAAGACUUACUAAGCCCCCACCCUGGGCUAGGUGAUGAUGGUACAGAGGAAAAGCCAAGUCUUGUUCUCAAGGAGCUCCUGCUGGAAGAACAUAGACAGGAAGAGGAUCACAAGAUGUUAGGAGAGGACUGAGUGUCCCCAGGGUCACUGCAGAGCUGAAGAUACUCAGCUUGAGGAAGCAGGGAGGGCUGGAGAAGCAAUGACUGGGUUCAGUUCUGAAGAGUAUAUAGGAUUCAGCUAGGGGUGAGGAAACAUGUAGGAGGUGGUUGCGAGGAGGGCAUUCAAGAAUCUUCCAGGAACUGGCAUGCUGGGGACCAGCAGGAAAUGAGGCUGAUGAAAUAUGCAAGGAGCUGAUGAGGGAAGAUUCUAGGAGUCUUGGCGCCUGUCUUCUGCUGAGCCAAGAUGGGUGACUGGAGCUUCCUGGGAGAGUUCCUGGAGGAAGUACACAAGCAUUCCACGGUGAUCGGCAAGGUCUGGCUCACAGUCCUCUUCAUAUUCCGCAUGCUGGUGCUGGGCACGGCUGCCGAGUCAUCCUGGGGCGAUGAGCAGGCUGAUUUCCUCUGUGAUACGAUGCAGCCUGGUUGCGAGAACGUCUGCUAUGACCAGGCCUUCCCCAUCUCCCACAUUCGAUACUGGGUGCUGCAGGUCAUCUUCGUCUCCACACCCUCACUAGUGUACCUGGGCCAUGCAGUGCACAUGGUGCGCGUGCAAGAGAAGCGGAAGCUGCUCCGGGAGGCUGAGAGGGCCAAAGAGGCUCGGGCUGCUGGCUCCUACGAGUACCCGGUGGCCGAGAAGACAGAGCUGUCCUGCUGGGAAGAAGUGAACGGAAGGAUUGCCCUCCAGGGCAGUCUGCUCAACACCUACGUCUUCAGCAUCCUGAUCCGCACCACCAUGGAGGUGGCCUUCAUUGUGGGCCAGUACCUCCUCUACGGGGUCUUCCUGGACACCCUGCAUGUCUGCCGCAGGAGUCCCUGCCCCCACCCCGUCAACUGCUAUGUGUCCCGGCCCACGGAAAAGAAUGUCUUCAUUGUCUUUAUGCUGGCAGUGGCCGGACUGUCCCUUUUCCUUAGCCUUGCUGAACUUUACCACCUGGGCUGGAAAAAGAUUAGGCAGCGAUAUGUCAAGUCCCAGCCAGGCAUGGGUGAGUGCCAGCUUCCUGGUCCCUCAGCCGGCAUAGUCCAGAGCUGCACACCACCCCCUGACUUCAAUCAGUGCCUGGAGAAUGGCCCUGGGGGGAAAUUCUUCAGUCCAUUCAGUAACAAGAUGGCCUCCCAACAGAACACAGAUAACCUGGCCACGGAGCAGGUGCGAAGUCAGGAGCAGAUUCCGAGAGAAGGCUUUAUUCACAUCCGUUAUGCCCAGAAGCCAGAGUUACCCAAUGAGGGCUCCCCAGGGCCCAGCCUCCCCCAUGGCUACCAGAGUGACAAGCGCCGUCUCAGCAAGGCCAGUAGCAAGGCCAGGUCAGAUGACCUGUCAGUGUGACCUCCAGUGUGGGAGAACCAGAUGGGAACAGAGGAACUCAGAGAGGGAAGACAUGUUCUUUCUAACCCCAUCUCUUUCAUUCUCGUCACUGCUAUGCUGUUUUUGGACUCUGGGUCUCAAGGACAUUGCUCAUUCUUUCCAGAAGAUGUAAGCAGGUCUUUGUGGAUGCGGUCAGAGACAUAGCUAUCUGUCCAGGCUGCUGUCUCUUCCCCAUCGUCCACCCAGAAUCCUCAAUGAAGCCUUUCAGAUUACUCUGUGAAUGGAAUGGAAGAAGGGAGGGGAUCAUAGCAAAUCUGGCCUGGGAGGGAUAGCCAGAGGGGUAGGAUGACUCUCUACACAACAGCCACACAGCAGAUGGAUUCUCUAGGUCCUUCUGGCUUCCUUGAUCUGAACACCCUUCCUCUGUCAAGAAAGAGCCCAAAGUUCCCAGCCCACCAAUGAGCAUGAGUCAAGGAACUUGCAUUAGAUGCGCUCUUGAGUGUGUUGUCUCCUUGGACCAUACCUUGGAGUGGUGAUGAGGUUGCCAUGGUCUGCCCUUGGCUGCCCCUCCCUCUGCCCAGUCUUACUUAAAAAGAGGUCCUUGGAACUCAACCAGCAGGCUCAACUUUACAAGUGCCUUGGUAUGCACCUCUGGCAAAUGUCUCACCUUGGUGAUAUUGCAGCCUUUCCUUCUGCCAGGGUGUGCAACCAGCCCCUGGGGCUGGAAAGCUCUCCUGGGGAGUCACUGUACACACAAUUCCACUGGAAUUCCUGCCACCACCUGUCACCCUGCAGCUCUUUUACAGUUCAAGCUGAUGAUAGACACCAUCCCUUCCAUUCCCCCCUUGGCAGUCCCUCGAGUGCUCCCCUAAACACCUUAUUGACCAGAAUGCCCAAGAAGCCAUUUUCCUCUCUUGAAUCCUUACCAGAUCACCAGCCAUGGAAGCCAGUGGAAUUUCCCUAGGUCUUAUGAAAACAAAGAGGAUAUUGUGCUUCUCAGAUUCCCUUUGGGAAAAAGAAUAAUUCUGUUGUGAAGAUAGAAAUAAAAAAGGAGAGAAAAUACUGGAAAACUAUUUUUCCCUCCUGUUUGCUUCCCUUGCUGACUGCCAACUUAGAGUGCCAAGAGGAGGUGUGAUGACAACUAUGGAGGCCCCCAGAUUUCUCUUUCCCUGGAGUAUUUAGCAGGGGCAUGAAAGCAGUAAGGGAAUCUCCAGCUCUCUUGGCAGGGCCCUUGUUUAAGAGCACAGAAAUGCCUGUGUCUUCCCAUUGCUCCCAAAGAGACUGCCAAAAGCAGUGGGGACUGCAGAAAAGCCAUGUCUUCCCAGGGACUGGCCAGGUUUCUCUCUUCAGUUCAUCCAUAAUGGGUAGUUGCCAAUUUGGAUGAAGAUAAAUGAUGCUCAGAAUUGGAUGCUGAAACUUAUAAGGAGAUGAUUGCUUUUUAAAAUGCAUGUGUGUGUGUGUGUGUAUGCUGAUAAAGUGGGUGAAGAGGAGGGGAGUCCUGAAAAAAGGAAAGAAUAUCUUAGAGACACUUUCCUGCUUUCCUCUAGAUGUCUGGCAGAGGGCUGAGACUCAUUGUUUUCAGUGUCAUCAACCUAAAGAUAUAGGCAUGAGAGGCCAGGAUAGAAGAGGUUGAAGGCUCAGAAGGAGGCUCAGCCUCUGCCCCACAUGCCCAUCUCUGGGCCCCUCUGCUGAGACUUGAAUGUUAUUGGUGGGGAGAGAGAAGGAUGUGGGCAGAGGAGUGGAGGAAACUGACUGGGAUGCCAUUUAGGGAAGAAUGAUUGAUUAUCCUAGAUCCCUGGAGGGAACACCUUUUAAUCUAUUGUCUGGCACUGGCAUUGAAAGUGAGGUCGCUCAGUCGUGUCCGACUCUUUGCAAUCCCAUGGACUGUAGUCUACCAGGCUUCUCUCUCUAUGGGAUUUUCCAGGCAAGAGUACUGGAGUGGGUUGCCAUUUCCUUCUCCAGGGGAUCUUCCUGACCCAGGGAUCGAACCCAAGUCUCCUGCAUUGCAGGCAGACGCUUGCAUUAAGACUCUCCAAAACAAAACAAGACUAUCUUUCCCACUAUCUCUCAAGUGUGUUUGUUUUAUGAAAUAAGUGUUCUUGGGUUAGAAAUUCUGUGAGAUCAGUCCUUCAUGAAGGGGCUUUCAGGAAGGAAAAAAGGAAAUAAUAUGUGUAGUUUGUCCAAAUAAAGUCUGGCCCUCCAUGUAUCUCUUCUUGGUGUCCCUUUCAUGGUAUGACUAUAAGAUAGUGGUAGCAGACUUGGUAGGGGAGGGGAGCACUUGAUCAAUAUUGCAAAGGGCUUUGGAAUUACACAUGCUAGGGUGAAAAUUGCAGCUGCUGAUUUACAACUGGACUCCAGCAGGCUACUUAAUCCUUGAAGCUUGGUUUCCUCAUCUGUAAACUGAACCUAGUAAUAUCUACCUCACAGGUUGUUUGUUGAGGUCCUUUAAUGGACCAGAACCUGGUGGUCUGGAGUCGACGAUAAGAAAGUAAAAGAGCGAAAGAGGCUAAUAUUCCUUGGUUUACACAGAAAGCCAAUAAAGCCCCCGCAGGGGGCCUGCUCUGUUCACAAAGUCCUCAGGUACCCUCUUGAUGGGGUGAAGAUGCAGAGCGGCUUUUCGAGAGGGUCUUAGGAGCCUGGGCAGGAAAGCGAACUCAGAGAGCCUCUGUACUCCA